CCAGAUAAUGGAAAAGCAAAGUGUAUAUUGCCAUUAAAUACUGGUUACGAGGUUGAUCGAGUGACGGGUGAUACGGUAUUCAUGAAGAAGACGAAAGCUGGUGCGCUUAAUGGCUACGAUGUUGAUAUGCCUUUAAGAUUCACUCAUGAACGUUACGGAGCUGCUCUUAACCUGCGCAUCACUGGUCGUGAAAACACGAGGUUCUUCCCUUAUUCUCAGUUUUACUAUGAUCAUUAUUCUAUCUGUCAACCACUGCAAUACAGAUUCAAAACGAGGGACUACGUCAUUUUUGCACAUGGAAAAUCGGUAUCAUCUGAUGAACUGAUUGUUGAAGUAAGCAAAUCGAAAUUCUUUUAUUUCGUGGUGAAGAGGAAAUCAACUGGAACUGUUAUAUGGGACACAUCAAUUGGCGGUAUGAUGUUUGCUGAUAAAUUUAUACAAAUAGCCACAAAGCUACCAUCAACAAAACUUUAUGGUUUCGGUGAAAAUAUCCAUCAAACACUGAAGCAUGAUUUCACCAACUACACCACAUGGGGAAUGUUCGCCCGUGAUGAAUUCCCGAAUUCUGCUGAGAAGGAUGGCAAAAACCUUUAUGGUGUGCAUGGAUUUUAUUUGGCACUUGAACCUGACAAUAAAGCACAUGGCGUUCUCAUUCUGAACAGUAAUGCUCAAGAAGUGACAACGAUGCCAGGUCCUGCAUUAGUCUAUCGGACAAUUGGUGGAAUGCUUGAUAUAUUCUUCUUUCCUGGGCCCACACCCGAAGAAGUUAUUCAGCAAUAUACAACCUUCAUUGGUAAACCAACCCUUCCGGCAUAUUUUUCACUUGGGUUCCAGCUAUGUAGGUAUGGCUAUAAAGACUUGAAUGAAUUGAAAAGUGUUGUGAGCGAAGUGAAAGAAGCCAAAAUUCCUUUGGAUGUAGUAUAUGCAGACAUCGAAUACAUGCAUCGUUAUAACGACUUCACUGUCGGAGAGAAAUGGAAUGGUUUCGGGGAAUAUAUAAGAGACCUUAAAGUGGAAGGUAAAAGGACUAUUUUAAUAUUUGAUUGUGGCAUUCGUGCUGAUGAUGACGCAUUCGUGCGGGCAAUUGACCAAAUAAUGUUAGCUGUUGUUUGGCCUGAUGGUCAUACAGCGUUCCCGGACUUUUAUGAUAGAACCGGUAAAACGACAAAAUGGUGGAUAAAAGAAUUCGUCAAUUUUCAUGAAAAGCUGGAGUUUGAUGGUAUUUGGAUUGAUAUGAAUGAACCAGCCGCAUUUGGUACAAAUGAGCAAUAUCCGUGGUAUUUUAAUUAUGCCGAUCAUCCAAAUAUCACCUCAUUGAAAUGUCCUCUGAUUGGUGAUGAUAGUCGCUAUGAUAAUCCACCGUUUAAAACGUUUAACGUUUACAGAUACGGUGAUAAUGCUCAUGACUUUCUUGGUUCUCGUUAUGCUUCAUAAUCAACAUUCCCGUCAACAGGACAUUACGGUGGUCACUGGUUAGGAGACAAUACGGCUAGCUGGAAUGACUUAAGGACAUCCGUCAUCGGAGUACAGGAAUUCAAUCUGUUCGGAAUUCCAUACGUGGGCUCAGAUAUAUGUGGAUUUUUGGGUGAUACCAAUGAGGAGUUGUGCCUUCGAUGGCACCAAGUGGGGGCAUUCCAUUCGUUCUCUAGGAAUCAUAACGAUCGUGCCAGUAAGCCGCACCAUCCAACCGUCUGGAAAAGCGUUGCAAACAUGACUCGCCAAGCCCUUUUAAUGCGCUACUAUUACCUACCUUACCUUUACAGGUUCUCAUUUUUGUUCUUCCCAGCUCAUCAGAUCCGGAAGAUAAUUUUCAUGAUGAGUGAAGCGAUCAGAGUGAAAUUAAAUAACUUAGAUAGUAGUGAUAAUAAUGAUGACCUUCAUUUUGAAGCGGCAAUUAAUGGAGGCACCGUGAUACGGCCUGUUUUCUUCGAAUUUCCGAAUGACACAAACACUCAUGAUUUAGGAUAUCAAUUCCUAUGGGGAUCUUCAAUAAUGUUUAUACCAGUCGUUCAUCAGGGUACAGUGAUGGUUAAUGGCUACAUCCCAGAUGGAAUUUGGUAUUCGAUUCGUGAUGUGGAUUAUGGGAAUGUGAUUGAGAGUGGAAUGCAAACCUUGACUGCACCUAUCAACGACAUGUUCCCUGUUCUUGUCAGAGGCGGAAGCAUAAUCAUCCGUCAGAAACCUGAAGUAACAACAAUGGAAUCCAGGAGGAACGACCUCGAUUUAUUGAUUGCACCAGAUGAGCAUGCAAAAGCCAAUGGUUAUUUCUAUUGGGAUGAUGGUGAGAGUAUUGUUGAAGCAUUCAAGAGACAUCACUAUCUCCACUGGAAGAUGAACUUUUCAGUGGUUUCUGAUACUGCAGAACUAAUAAUCGCCUGCGAGUGGGGAACGGGUCGAAACCUGCACGUUCCUUACCUUACAUCAAUUGAUGUAUUCGGAAUGAACAAGAACGACGUGCCGAAUGAAAUGUCGGUCAAUGGAAGAACUGUAAAAGUUGAAUCAACAAUCAAACAUAACGCUGUCAACAUCAGACUACCUGGAACGGAUUUGAGUUUUCGUUCGGUUGAACUCUCAUGGAAAAUUAAAAGAGCAAUGUAG
Messenger RNA from Anisakis simplex (herring worm), 2598 nucleotides. NCBI's taxonomy places the organism in Eukaryota, Metazoa, Nematoda, Chromadorea, Rhabditida, Anisakidae. The record is from the annotation of a GenBank genome assembly.